Girardinichthys multiradiatus is the source of this 1330-nucleotide messenger RNA. RefSeq names its product eukaryotic translation initiation factor 6 (gene eif6). The transcript has 6 exons. Gene Ontology annotation, cellular component: cytosol; nucleolus; preribosome, large subunit precursor. Lineage: Eukaryota; Metazoa; Chordata; Actinopteri; Cyprinodontiformes; Goodeidae. Gene Ontology annotation, biological process: assembly of large subunit precursor of preribosome; cytosolic ribosome assembly; ribosomal subunit export from nucleus. The coding region runs from base 201 to 941 and encodes 246 amino acids. The record is from RefSeq and is a predicted model, not a curated record. Gene Ontology annotation, molecular function: ribosomal large subunit binding.
ACGGUGACCCAGAAGCGGAAGUGAACACGCGGGGUUGAAGGAAGGAAUCUCCGCAUCGUGUCUGGAGGCCGCGAGCUAGCUACAGGUUGAUAUUUGUUCCCAGAGCGCGUGGAGCUGUUGGCUAGCUGAAAAUAACUCCAGGUUCUGUCCCGGUUCCGGAGAAGAACGUGUCUGUUUGUCCUGGACCUGAACGUCCCAUCAUGGCCGUCAGAGCCUCCUUCGAGAAGAACAACGAGGUCGGCUGCUUCGCCAAACUCACCAACACCUACUGCCUGGUGGCCAUCGGAGGUUCGGAGAACUUCUACAGCGUGUUUGAAGGGGAGCUGUCAGAAACCAUCCCAGUGGUCCACGCCUCCAUCGCCGGCUGUCGGAUCAUCGGCAGGAUGUGUGUCGGCAAUCGCCACGGCCUCCUAGUUCCCAACAACACGACAGACCAGGAGCUGCAGCACAUCAGGAACUCCCUUCCGGACGCUGUGAGGAUCCAGAGGGUGGAGGAGAGGCUCUCUGCGCUCGGGAACGUCAUCGCCUGCAACGACUACGUGGCUCUGGUUCACCCCGACCUCGACAGGGAAACGGAGGAGAUCCUCGCAGACACCCUGAAGGUGGAGGUUUUCCGUCAGACGGUGGCUGAACAGGUUCUCAUCGGUUCCUACUGUGCCUUCAGUAACCAGGGAGGCCUCGUCCACCCGAAGACGUCCAUCGAAGACCAGGACGAGCUGUCGUCUCUGCUGCAGGUUCCGCUGGUGGCUGGCACAGUAAACCGGGGCAGCGAGGUGAUCGCGGGUGGGAUGGUGGUCAACGACUGGUGCGCGUUCUGUGGACUGGACACGACCAGCACGGAGCUGUCCGUCAUCGAGAGCGUGUUCCGGCUCAGCGAGUCGGCGCAGGCCUCCGCCAUCACCACCAGCAUGAGGGACUCUCUGAUUGACAGCAUGGCGUAGAAGCUGCUGCCCCAGUUUCCUGCCAUGAUGAAGCUCCGCCUCCUGAAGGAGUUGGACCUGCAGCCGUUCCACUUUUCUUAAAUACAUUAACCUGAUCAGAUCAACCAAACGUGGCCGGUGAGACGGCUGGAGCUGCAUUCAGACGGGUGGAGGCGAUCUGUUGAAGCUCCUCAUGAGCCGAGACUCGUUCAGAUGUGUGUGCAGAUUUCUGAGCUGCUGUUAGAAUCUGGAAGGUGUUUGGGUUUCUGAUUAAAGCUCGGUUAGAAAACAGACUGCAGCGUGUCUGUGUGUGCAGAAAUGGUUGUUUUUGUCAUGAGACAAACUGAACAUGUUGAGUAUUUCUAGAAGUAUCUUUCAUCUGUAAAAUAAAACUGACUGCUCCCUUUUUA